Molecule: messenger RNA, 1545 nt
Organism: Venustampulla echinocandica
Lineage: Eukaryota; Fungi; Ascomycota; Leotiomycetes; Helotiales; Pleuroascaceae
Product: Glutamate decarboxylase
Exons: 4
Coding region: 1-1545 (514 amino acids)
Biological process (GO): L-glutamate catabolic process
Cellular component (GO): cytosol
Molecular function (GO): glutamate decarboxylase activity; pyridoxal phosphate binding
Source: RefSeq, a predicted model, not a curated record
AUGGUUCACCUCUCCACCGUCCACAAGGACAAGGCCAUCAAAUCCGCCGCCAUUGCGCGGAAGGAGAAUGCCACGACGGAGGCCCAGAACAUGGACAUGUUCACGGCCAGUGUUUACGGAUCGAAGUUUGCAGCUGAAGCUCUGCCCAGUCAUGAGAUGCCAGAGGGCGAAAUGCCAAAGGAGAUUGCUUAUCGUAUGAUCAAGGAUGAGCUAUCGCUCGACGGAAACCCAAUGCUCAACUUGGCAUCCUUUGUAACCACCUAUAUGGAACCGGAAGUCGAACAAUUGAUGACCGAAUCCUUCCCCAAGAACUUCAUUGACUACGAAGAAUAUCCCCAGAGCACAGAUAUCCAGAACCGCUGCGUGUCCAUGAUUGGCCGCCUGUUCCACGCACCAGUUGGCGAAGGAUCCGAUGCUGCGGUUGGCACAUCCACCGUGGGUUCCUCCGAGGCCAUCAUGCUGGCAGUCCUAGCCAUGAAGAAGCGCUGGCAGAAUGCCCGUAAGGCAGCUGGUAAGCCCACGGAUAAGCCCAAUCUCAUCAUGUCAUCGGCGGUGCAAGUGUGCUGGGAGAAGGCAGCAAGAUACUUUGAGGUCGAGGAGAAAUUCGUCUACUGCACGCCAGAGAGAUACGUGAUUGAUCCUGAGGAGACCGUUAAUCUCGUCGACGAGAAUACCAUUGGGAUUUGUGUGAUUCUCGGCACAACAUAUACGGGCGAGUACGAAGACGCCAAGGCAGUCAACGAUCUUCUGGUCAAGAAGAAUAUUGAUACCGUUAUCCAUGUUGAUGCUGCUAGCGGUGGCUUUGUGGCACCAUUUGUGGUACCCGAUCUGGUGUGGGAUUUCAGACUUGAAAAAGUUGUUUCAAUCAAUGUCUCUGGUCAUAAAUAUGGGCUGGUCUAUCCAGGUGUUGGCUGGACUGUAUGGCGAGGACCGGAAUAUCUUCCCAAGGAGCUCGUCUUCAACAUCAACUAUCUAGGUGCCGAUCAAGCUUCUUUCACACUUAACUUCUCCAAAGGUGCUUCUCAGGUUAUUGGACAGUACUACCAGCUGAUCCGGUUGGGCAAGCACGGAUAUCGUGCGAUUAUGACCAACCUCACCCGUAUCGCGGAUUAUCUCUCUAACUGUUUGGAGGGAAUGGGAUUCAUUAUCAUGUCCCAGAAGUCAGGCGCGGGUCUUCCCCUUGUCGCCUUCCGCCUCGACCCCAAGACGAACAAGCAUUACGACGAGUUUGCAAUUGCCCAUCACCUCCGUGAGCGAUCCUGGAUUGUCCCUGCAUAUACCAUGGCACCCCACACCAACCAGCUCAAGAUGUUACGAGUAGUGGUCCGUGAAGAUUUCUCUAGGGCCAGAUGCGAUCAACUCAUCGCGGAUAUCAAGCUCUGCAUGGGAGUGCUCGAUUCGAUGGGUAAAGACUCGAUCAAGAUGCAUAACGACUUGAUUCAAGCUCACCGUACUCACGGAGCCAAGAGACAGCAUCACCUGAACUAUAGCAACGAGAAGCAUAGCCUGCAGGGCAAGACUGGCAAGACACAUGCUCCUUGUUAG